UGAGUCAUACUCCUUUGUGAUGACCAACUUUGAUGGCUCACGCGUCUAUGGCUAUUGCAGGAGACUACAGCCUUUGGACUCCAGCCUGCCUGAAGUCAUAAGUAUUAUCAGCCCUAUUGAUGCAUUCAACAUGUACAUGACGCUGCUCAAUGAAAUUGAAGCUCGACGACGCAUCUCAUUUGAUCAGGCCACUGAGUUAAUCGCCGCUUCAUUUGGCCGACCACUGCCCAAACCUGGCAAAGUGUGCCAUAUCAGGACGCUGGAUAUCAGCGGUGACAUGGAGACCAUAUUUCUGAACCGUUCCGCAGACAACAGACUGGAAAAUGUGAACUAUGAAAGUCCUCUCUACUACCUGGGAACUGAUAGACUGGUCAAGGUUUUCUCAUCCAUGCUGAUGGAGAGAAGGAUAAUACUGUGUUCCAGCAACCUGAGUGUACUCACCCAAACAGUCCAUGCCUUGUCUGCACUGCUGUACCCCUUCCAGUGGCAACAUGUGUACAUACCCCUGCUGCCCCAUGAGAUGUUGGAUGUGCUGUGUGCUCCAGUGCCUUUCAUCGUGGGUGUGCUGUCAGUAUUUCUGCCGGAAGUGCUGAAGCUGGAUCUCGAGGUGGUGUUCAUUGUUGAUCUGGACAAGAAAAACAUAGUGAAAAGUCAGGGAGAUGAGUCCACCAUUUUACCAAAGAGAAUUCAGAAAGCUCUUAAGACAGCCGUUAACAUGUGUAAAAUUGACGCCGAGGCUCGGAAUGUCCAGUGGCUGAUGGUUGCCGAGGCAUUUUUACGAAUGUUUAUUGAGACUGUUGGUCAUUUCAGCAACCAUAUACGCACACAGCAGGACGGCAACAGAAUCUUCCAGAAAGAUGGUUUCAUCCUUGAGGUUAUCUCCAAGGAGGUGAGAGAGUUCUUGUCCUGGUUCACGGAGACCCAGAUGUUUGAAGUGUUUAUUACCAACCAUGUGGAGAAAUUGGACUUUGGAACCAGUG
Candidula unifasciata is the source of this 980-nucleotide messenger RNA. NCBI's taxonomy places the organism in Eukaryota, Metazoa, Mollusca, Gastropoda, Stylommatophora, Geomitridae. The record is from the annotation of a GenBank genome assembly.